This is a messenger RNA of Marmota flaviventris (yellow-bellied marmot), 3481 nucleotides long. Lineage: Eukaryota; Metazoa; Chordata; Mammalia; Rodentia; Sciuridae. The record is from RefSeq and is a predicted model, not a curated record.
GGUUGCUAUAGUUGUGAAAAACUUAAUCUGAACCGCGGCAGAAAGGUUACAAAGGAGAUACUCCAGUUACUUUUGUUCGAGCGGAAUUCAAUCAGGUGACUCUGGGAGACUCUGCAAAAAUUACUGUCUCUUCAGAGGGAACUGCAAAGUACAACUUCACUAGCAGUUUUGAGUUCAAUCCUGAAGGAGGAAUCACUUUGAAUGACCUCGCUCACAAUCCUGUAUUCUUAACUGUGACUGAAAUUUUACAAAAGGAAAAGAAACAGAAAGAUGAGAAGAACUUAAUAUUAGGUCAAGCUGUGGUGGAUCUUCUUCCCUUACUGGAAGCAAUGCAGUCUUGAAGUUAAAGUAUCUGUGGCAGAGCCCUUACUGACUGCAGCACAGGUCUUGGGGAGCAAUCUACUGAAGGUCACGUUGGAGGGUGCCUACUCUGUGCCUGAAUCCUUCGUUCCAACAGGGACUCAGCAGAACUACAUGGUUGGUCUGCAGGUUCCAUCACUUGGAGAGAAGGACUAUCCCAUUUUAUUCAAGAAUGGAACACUGAAGCUUGGAGGGGAAAGAGAAACUUUUCCCCGACCCAAAAAAUGGCCUAUUCCCAACAUUCUGGCUCCAGGAGCUAAUAAUAUUCCUGAUGCGUACAUUGUUGGUGGUCCCUAUGAGGAAGAAGAAGGAGAACUCAACCACCCUGAGGACAGAGAAUUUAGGAACCAAGCAGAGUACACAAAGAAAAGGAUUAUUUGGGACUUGGAAAGUCGCUGUUACCUUGAUCCUCCUGCAGUUGUCAGUUUUCAGAAGCGAAUUGUUGAUUGCUGGCUUUGGCCUGUAGAGAUGAUAAGAGUUCCUCUGGUUAUUGCACCCAAAGGGAAAGCUGGAAAAACUGAAAAGACUGAUGAUGAAAGUCAGCUUUCAUUUCAUGGUGUGGCUUAUGUUAAUAUGCUCCCCUUGCUGUAUCCAGGUGUGAAGAAGAUUCGGGGAGCAUUUCAUAUUUACCCUUAUCUAGACAGUACAGUUUAUGAAAAGACCAAAUUGUCAUUCAGUUUGUUCCGAGAUACUGGUCAUCAUUUGAAUCAGAAUAAUAAAGUAGGAGGAAUUAAUUCUCCACUGACCAAACCACUUGUUUCUAAGAAUCUGAAAGAAGAUAAAACAGUCAAAGAAAAAGACAUAGAUGGAAAGAUUAAGCCUGGGGAUGUGCAAGCUCCUAGUAUAAAAUCUCAGAGUUCAGAUACUCCUUUGGAAGGUGAACCUCUUCUAAGCCACAAUGCAGAAGGACAGCAAUAUUUUGAAGCAGGGACAUACAUUGUGUUGGAGAUUCAGCUAGACAAAGCUUUGGUUCCAAAGCGAAUGCCAGAGGAGCUAGCCAGAAGGGUUAAGGAAAUGAUUCCUCCAAGGCCUCCCCUUAUCCGUUGGACAGGAGGUGCUCAGAAGGCAGUGAGUGAUUACCACACUCAGAUCAAGAACAUUUCUAAAGCCAUUCUCGAUGAAUACUACAGAAUGUUUGGAAAACAGGUUGGGAAUAACAUAGACAGUGAAACCUUAGAGGAGCAGAAGUGCCAGCUCAAUUAUGAAUUUAACUCCUCUGGAAAAUACUUUGCUUUCAAAGAACAACUCAAGCAUGCAGUGGUGAAGAUUGUGAGAGAGAAAUAUUUGAGGACAACGUCAUUUGAAAGCCAGGAGGAACUGCAGACAUUUAUCAGUGAGCUUUACGUAUUCUUGGUAGAUCAGAUGCAUGUGGCCCUAAAUGAGGCCAUGCCAGAUGAUGUCCAAAGCACUGUUUCAGCCAUUCAUACAAGCAGUGAACAGCUUCGACUCUUUGCAUUUGAAGCAGAGGUUAAUGAAAACUUUGAAAUGGCAGCAGUGUAUUAUAAAGAGAGGUUGGUCCGUGAGCCGCAGAACCUAGAUCACUGGCUGGACUAUGGUACCUUCUGCCUCCUAACUGAAGACAACAUCAAAGCACAAGAGUGUUUUCGGAAAGCCCUUUCCCUGAAUGAGAGUCACAUCCAGAGCUUGUUGCUCUGUGGUGUCCUGGCUGUCUUGAUGGAAAACUAUGAGCAAGCAGAAAUUUUCUUUGAGGAUGCCACUUGCUUGGAACCAACCAAUGUUGUAGCCUGGACUUUACUUGGUUUGUACUAUGAAAUUCAAAACAAUGAUAUUCGAAUGGAAAUGGCAUUUCAUGAGGCUGUCAAACAACUUCAGGCACGAGCAGUUCAAACACAAGUAACAAAGGAAAAGAGCACUGGAAAUGUAGAGUACGCUGAAGAAGGAGGGAAUAUAGAAUCCAGUUUAGGCCCUUGGGGAACCAUAAAUGAUUCUUCUACCGCAGCAGUCAAGGCUGUAGGAGCAGGAGGAGCAGGAGCUGCAUUAUCCAUUCUAGAUGAAUUUCUUGAAGAAUCUUCCAAACUGCCAUCUGAGUCAGGAGAACCCAUAUUGUCUACACAAUUUCAGGAUUCAAGUAUUGACCCCAAACAAUCCAACCUGUUUUUCAAGGAGAUACCGGAAAAAAAAGAAGCACCAAAAUGUCAAGAUUCAUCAGCUAUUCUGCAACCUGCUCCUUAUUCUGGUGUUUCCCAAACUCCUACUACAAUCUUCAUGGAGACCAUACGCUUCUUGAUGAAAGUCAAUGCUGUGCAGUAUGUGCACAGAGUACUCGCACAUGAGCUGUUAUGCCCUCAAGGAGGCCCCAGCUGUGAAUAUUACUUGGUGCUGGCCCAGACACACCUUCUGAAGAAGGACUUUACCAAGGCAGAGGAAUGCCUUCAACAUGCAGUCCGGCUGGACUACCUGAACCCUAAUGUCUGGGGCAUGAAAGGUCAUCUCUAUUUUCUGAGAGGAGAUCAUGCUGAGGCCAAGGCAUGCUACGAGCGAACCAUUAGUUUUGUAUUGGAUGCUUCUGAGAUGCACUUCAUAUUCCUGCGACUGGGGCUUAUCUAUCUGGAAGAAAAAGAGUACGAAAAGGCAAAGAGAACCUACCUGCAAGCCUGUAAGAGGUCACCUUCAUGUCUAACCUGGCUAGGAGUGGGAAUCGCCUGUUAUCGGCUGGAAGAGCUCAUGGAGGCGGAAGAUGCUCUCUCUGAAGCUAAUGUGUUAAACAACUACAAUGCUGAAGUAUGGGCAUACCUGGCUCUGGUCUGCCUGAAAGCUGGACGGCAACUGGAAGCAGAGCAGGCUUACAAGUACACACUAAAGCUGAAACUGAAAGAUGAGGCUCUACUUGCAGAAAUCCACACAGUACAGGAGAUGGUUGGCUUCGGAAAUCCAUCUUUCUGACAUCCUUAAAACUGAAGAAUUUUCUGUAUGGGACUCUGAGCUCCUUUCCUUUCCAGAGAAAGUUUCACCAUAUGAAGCCUAGAGCUGGAGAACCAAAGAAUGUUUGUUUUCAAUGAAGAGAAACUCAUUCAUUUAUUUCCAUUGGCUGUUACUGGAUGUUUUACUAAUCGAUAGUAAACUGGAUCAUAAUAAAAAUGUAAAUGAGACAGACAAUUCA